AUGGAAAAACUUGUGAAAACCCGCGGUGGUUGUCGGAGUUGGGUGACGCGUGAAAGUAAUGCGUUGCACGCGUACCUCCGUGAUGACAAAGCAGUGACGGUACAAGGGUUGAAAAUUAUGGUGUCUGAAUUUGAAAAGAGACUUGAUGUCCUGGACGAGGCUCAGCAGGCGGUUGAGGACGCAUUCGACGACGAAGGGCAAAGGGACGUUAACAUUGCCUCUGCUAGCGAUUUUCAGAUGAAUUCGCUGCGUGUAAAAAUGGCGGCCAUGGCCAAGAUGGCAGACCUGGUAGAUGAGAAAAAGAUAGCACCACUUAGCAUUCCUGGCACGAGUUGUGAUGCUGUAGCUAAACUUCCGAAGAUUGAGAGAGAGAAGUUCAAUGGUGACAAUUUAAAGUGGCAGAGUUUUUGGGACCAGUUCAACGCUAUUGUUCACAAUAAGCCAAGGACUGCUGCUGUGACCAAGUUCAGCUCUCUCUUGUCGUCAUUGGGAGGUGAUGCCCUGGAGUCGAUACGAGGAUUCACGCUUACCGACGCAAACUAUGAUCUGGCCCGAGCAUGUCUGACUGACCGAUACGAUCGCAAGGAGAGGAUUAUAUUCUCUCAUAUCCAGGCUUUGUUGAAUUUUUCAGUGCCGACUGGUGUUGCUGUUGCCGGUUUAUGGAAGCUGCGUGAUGAUCUGAACAGUCAUGUAAGAUGCCUUGCGGGCUUAGAUGUAAGCGGAGAAAAGUAUGGCUUGUUUUUAACACCACUCGUACUCUCCAAACUGCCUACAGAGAUAAGAAUGGAGUGGGCAAGAGUGGGAGAGGGGAAAGAGCGUGAUCUACAGUUCCUUCUCAAUUUCCUGAAAGUCGAAAUCGAGCGACGUGAACGGGCUGAUGGUUUUCGGUCAAUGCAGUCUUCAAAGGUGAAACAACAUGCUUCAGACGAGACAAAACGUACUGUCUCAGUACCCCCGACGGCGUCUGUUCUUCAUACUCAAGGUCAAGGACAUAAUCGUGGUGCUUGCGCUUUCUGUUCUAAGUCUCAUCCAUCUGAGAAAUGUUACAAACUGACUAAACUGCCACUAGAUGAACGUCAUAAAUUCAUUCAGGAGUCUCGUGCAUGUUUUCGGUGUUUGAAUAUCGGUCACAUGGCCAGAGGUUGUGCUACGAAAUAUCAGAAGUGUGGAGGUAGACAUCGUGCCCUUCUUUGUGACCCCACUAAAGUAAAGUCAAGGCAGCAAACCCCAGCUGAAAGGAGUGGGCAGUCUGGCAGUGGUUCAGGACAAAGUGGCUCUCAGGCUCAGUCUAGUUCUCAGUCUGGCGAGUCUGCGUCACAUGUGACGGUGUCCUGUACUAAUGACAGAGUGCACACGGUGCUACCAACAGCUUGUGUUUCUGUGAGAGGUCCGAAGGGUAGGAUGGAGACUGCCAAUGUACUGUUUGAUACUGGGUCAGAUACUACAUUCAUUUCUAGUGCCUUUGUCAAGAAAAAAGUACCAGAAUGGGUUACUUCUAAAUACAUGUCUUAUGCUGCAUUUGGUGGUAAUACACCUUCAUCAUGUUCUGUACAUAAUGUAUAUAAGGUUGAUUUACAGAGUAGAACGGUUGAGAGUAGAUUGUUGCAAGCUGUUGAAGUGAAAACUAUUGGUGCACCUCUAGUCAGACCAAAGAUUUCUGCUCAGAUUUUACAAUCUGUUUGUGAGUUGAAUUUAGCUGACCAGUAUGAUGAAAAGAAAGAAGUCAAGAUUGAUUCACUGAUUGGCUUAGACCAUUAUUGGGAUGUUGUGAAUUCUGAUGUUAGGAAGUUGUCAGAGGGUCUUGUUGUGCAGAGUACAGCUUUUGGCUGGGUGAUAUCUGGUUCAUGGUGUGAUGAAACUGUAAAUGUAUCUUCUCCUACUUGUCUUCUAUCUCAUCAACACUCAUUAGUGUCUCUUUCUGAUAUCCCUGAGUAUAGUUUGCAUAGGUUUUGGGAUUUGGAGACAAUUGGUGUAAGUCCUGAGGUUGAGAGUUGUUCUGAAGAUGAGGUGUUGAGAGAAUUUAAUGAAACAGUCAAGUUUGUUGAUAGUAAAUAUGAAGUUCAGCUCCCAUGGAAGGAGCAUGUGUCGAAGUUGGAUUUGUUGAACAAUAAGAGCUUGGCUGAAUCUCGUCUUGAGAGUUUGAAUCGUAGGUUAGCUAAGCACACCCAGUUGAGACAAGAUUACAAUGACACUCUUUUUGAUUUAGAGGGUCUGGGUAUCAUUUCUGAGGUGCUGGAGACCGAUUUUUUGCCUCCUGGUCGACCUAUUUUUUACCUACCACAUCAUCCAGUAGUAAAGGUCAGUAGUUUGACAACUAAGGUUAGGCCAGUAUUUGAUGCCUCGGCCAAGGGUUAUAACAAGGUGUCUUUAAAUGAUUGCAUGGAAUCAGGACCUGCUCUCCAACCCAGUUUAGUUGAUGUACUCAUUAGAUUCCGCCGAUGGCGUGUUGGUCUCAUUGCUGAUAUCACGAAGGCCUUUCUACAAAUAAAGGUUCGGGAUGAAGAUCAGGAUGUACACCGAUUUCUGUGGGAUGUAAAUGGCCACAGGCGUGUCAUGAAGUUUCUUAGAGCUCCCUUUGGGAACACUAGUAGUCCAUUUUUGUUGAAUGCCACAGUUCGCCAUCAUAUCUCUCUGUAUCCUAAGUCAAAAGCCAUAGAAGAGCUUGAGGAAAAUCUGUAUGUAGAUGAUUGGGUCACAGGAGCAGAUACUGAUGAUGAGGCUUGUGAUCUUUUUUAG
Lineus longissimus is the source of this 2736-nucleotide messenger RNA. RefSeq lists its product as uncharacterized. Lineage: Eukaryota; Metazoa; Nemertea; Pilidiophora; Heteronemertea; Lineidae. Gene Ontology annotation, molecular function: nucleic acid binding; aspartic-type endopeptidase activity; zinc ion binding. The transcript has a single exon. The record is from RefSeq and is a predicted model, not a curated record. Bases 1 to 2736 code for a protein of 911 amino acids. Gene Ontology annotation, biological process: proteolysis.